UAAUCACGUUACGUAAAAACUUUUAAUUUACGUAUCUAUACAAAAUAUGAUAAUAAAUAACAUCAUUGAAAAAUUUUCAAAAAUGUUUAUAUUUCAUAUUUUCAAAUGUUGCAAUGUGUAAGAUCGAAACUUCAAAACUUCAUUUCGUUAAUACGGUUAAAACAACAAUUUUUAGUGAAAUAUCAUAUUAUUUUUUAUUCUAUAUUGCGCCAUAGAACAUAUUGUAAUAAUCUUUCUGUCAUGGCAUCGAAAUGUUUUAGGAAUAAUGAUCAUUAUAAUGGCAUAACUAUCGAUUCAAAUGAAGAAUCUUGCACGCCUCAAGUAUUUGCACAUCGUCUUACAGCAUCUUUACAAGAGUGGAUACAAAAUAAAAAACGUACCAUAUGGUUUCGUGUAUAUUUAUCACAUUCAGAAUGGAUACCAAUACUUGUGAAAGAAGGAUUUAAAUUUCAUCAUGCAAAACAAGAAUAUGUUAUGCUUUAUCGAUGGUUAGUUAAUGAAGAAUGUAAUAUUCCACAUUACGCACACACAAAUUUAGGAAUUGGUGGGUUUGUUUAUAAUGAAGAAACUCAAGAAGUUUUAGUUCUUAAAGAAAAAUAUGUAAAUAAAAGAGCUAUGUGGAAAUUACCAGGUGGUCAUGUGAAUCCAGGAGAAAAUUUAGAAGAAGCUGUAAAAAGAGAAAUUCUAGAAGAAACUGGUAUACAAACUAUUUUCAAGUGCAUAAUAAGCUUUAGACAUAUUCAUGAUUAUUCAUUUAACUGUUCUGAUAUAUAUAUGAUUGCUUAUUUAACUCCUCUUAAUUUUGAUAUUAAAAAAUGUGAAAAAGAAAUUUCUGAAUGCAAAUGGAUGAAGGUGAAUGAUUUUUUAAAACAUUCGGAUGUACAUGAAAAUAACAGAUUGAUUGCAAAAAAAAUGUUAGAAUUUUUUAAACAUAAAAUAGGAAUUAUUGUUGAACACAAUAGACAUUCUAUAACAAACAAACCUAUCUGUAUAUAUAGUGUAUCUAAGAUUAAUAAUAUAUAACAAUAUGUAAAAUAAUUA
This is a messenger RNA of Apis florea (little honeybee), 1041 nucleotides long. Its product is annotated as nucleoside diphosphate-linked moiety X motif 6. The record is from RefSeq and is a predicted model, not a curated record. Gene Ontology annotation, molecular function: NAD binding; NADH pyrophosphatase activity; ADP-ribose diphosphatase activity. NCBI's taxonomy places the organism in Eukaryota, Metazoa, Arthropoda, Insecta, Hymenoptera, Apidae.